GUUGCGUAAAAAGGAUACCCCGCUCGUUUGGAAGGAUACUCCGCUGAAUGCGUUAGAUGUGAUAACAGUAGUGUUCCGUUCUAUGUGUGUAGUGCUGCGUUGAUUGGCUGCUCUGUGUCAAUUGAGCUGUGUUCGGACGACGGAGGUGAUAGUGCGUGAAAUAGUACGAAAGUGGAUCACUACUCCUGAUGGAAUAGUGGCAAUUUCAGGAACGUCACACACGGAACAUGAUGUGAUGUGCUGAGUUUUUUUAUUCGUAGAUAUUUUCUGCUCGGUGCGCUUUCGCUAUUGAUUUUUCCUCGAACGAAGAGUUCGCCGUACUGCUGCUGCUGCUACUGAUGCUCGUCGCUUGGAGUGUGAAUUAAAUAUUUAUGAAUGAAUGAAGUAACGUUAUCUAACUAUACGGUGGACGGUUAGAAAAAGGAUCGUGUUUUUGCAACCGUGAAUCGUUUCGUGAAAACGUGCAAGUGAGUGUUCCGUGACACACCGCUAGCGCAAACAGGGAAUACCACUGGCUAAAGGUGCAGAAAGGAAUUGAGCCGUAAUCAACUCGUGGAUUGGAUUGUGCACAUGUGCGUCGUGUUUUCUGUCCCUCCGCUAAUCACUUAUUUAUGGCUUAGCCGCAUUCAGCCGGAAGGAUUCGCGUGGGAGUAGAGCGUAUGUCAGAUUUAUUUUUUUUUGUCGCGAUUGUGCCCGGUUAUCAUCGUUUACCUACAACAUACUAGUUUGUCAUUCGAUCAUUCAUUGAUUGGAGUGUAAAAAAAAAAACAACUUUAUAAAAAGUGACUACGGAGCAAAAAAAUUGUCCCCUCUACACGAGCAAUUUUGUACAUUUUCCCGGCUAAGAGAGUUCGUCGAGAGUGUUGAGUUUGUAGCAUCGAUUAUUUACUUAUUCAUUGGUCGCAGUCUGAGCGGCAACGGAUGCACAAAUUUAUUGGAAUAAUUGCGGCAAGUUGACGUGUAUUGUUGCCCAAAGUGCGGAAAAUAAAGUACAGAAAAACGUGACACGAAGUCCUGCUCGGUCGCGAAUGUGGUGAAAGUGCAAAUUACCGGCAGUGUAGUAUUUUAUGAAUCAUUGCGAACCAACACGAUACAGGAAAAAUUAACAAAUUUGGGUUAUAAUUGAAAAUUUAUUGUGCAUCGCAUCGACCGGAAAAUCGCAAACCCUCUUCCGUGCGGGAAAUUCACAUUCUCCGCUUUGCGGUUUAUAACUGUGUGCUCGGUGCUGCCUGCUGGGAGUGAAAAUUCUGUAUGCCUGUGUGUUUCUCCUGUUGGAUUCAGUCGAUAAAUAACGGCCAGCUAAACGAGUAGAAAUUGUUUUUGCCAGGCAGGAGGGAAAGAAUAAUCGUUUCACUUCUUCUAAGGAGUACAUAUAGACGUUCUAUAUAUAAUCUGGCAAACAAAUGUUCAAUAAAUUAAAUAAAAUGGUGAAUUUAUUACCGAGGCUGGUGAUUAUCCUAGGAUUAAUAACGUUAUCGGUUACGAGUGCCCUUGGUGGACCGGUCAGUAGUAAUAACGACAACAGCAACAACAGCAAUGUAAACCGGGCAACCAACGUGAACCUCCCACGGUUCGAGGAUAAAUCUACGGACCCUUUCGAUGGGGAAUCGAUUGUGCCGGUCCUGUCGCUCGAGGAUCAGGUUCGGUUGCUAACCAAGCAACUGAAUACGCUCACCAAUCAACGACGUGAGGAUUACAAAAUGCUCGAGAACAGCUUGAAAAAGUACGUUCGGAAAAAUUCGGUGCAGCUCACCAACGCCGAGAUACGAGAGGAACUGGACCUGAUGAGAGAGGACAUUAAAGUGCUGCGGGAGAGCAAUUCACCGAACAAGGAACGCCUGACGGUGCAGUGGCUGUCGCAGUCGAUAGCGGAAAUUCGCUCCGAACUGGCCGAGCUGCAGGAAUCGUCCAGCAACGUGUCCAAGGACGCCCAGCUGCGCAACCAACUGAUGGAGGACAUCAAUACGCUGCGGGCGGAUUUUUCCACCAUGAAGCUGGAGUUGGAAUCGCUGCGUUCGCGUCAGGAGAAAACCGAGGUGUUGGUGCGGGAACUGCGCGAGGAAGCCGUCCAGAGUGCAGAGGACAUCCGGCGAAGCUUGAGCCGGCAACGUGAGAAGAACUCGAAAUCACAUCUACCGCACACCAUCGAUUUUGUCGAACCGGAAGCGGACCAUAGGAUGCGCCAUCAUCGCUUCUUCCGCCAGCAGCUGCACGAACUGGAGGUCAAGCAGACGGCUAUGAAGCGGCAGCUGAACGACAUCUUCAACCAUCGAAUGGCCGACCGAUUGCGGAGCCUUGAAAUCGAACAGCGUCGAUUGGCUAAUGCCAAUUUCAACAUUAGCCGGCAGGUAGCCAGUUUAGAUAAGCUGCACGGAUCGAUGCUGGAGCUGCUGGAGGAUGUCGAGGGGAUUCAGAACAAGUUUGAAAAAACGUUACCGGAUAUUAAGCGGGAGAUUUCGAAGGUUGAGUUCAACGCGGCACAGAUUUCCUCCGAGCAAGGUCUACUUCGGGAGGAAGGACACAAUAUUGCCAAGAGCAUCCAGGCGAUGGCCGUCAGUGUGAGCACACUUCAGGAGGAACGGGAAAACGUUCGAAAAUUCGAAGAGCAGAUACAGGUGAUGAAGAGCGAUUUGGAUAAGAUUAAGUCAGCGGCAAUGCUGCACAAGGAGAUGGCCCAUAACCGGCUGGAGAAGCUGGAAGCCGAAUCUCGAACCGAUUUCAACGCGUCAUCCAAGCUAACCGAGCUGCAACGUACCUCCCGAUUGGUGCAACAGUUGGAGAACGUCGAGAACGAGUACGAAGCCAUCAUCAACAAGCUGCCACGUGACUGCACCCAGAUCCAGCAGAUGAAAACCCUGGGGGAAACCGGUCAGGGUGGCGAGGGAAAUCUUUAUCUGAUUGCCCCAGCCGGUCAACAUCACCCACUGAUGACACAAUGCUUCAACGAGUGGACAACCAUCCAGCGACGCCAGGAUGGGUCGGUCGACUUCAAUCGUUCCUGGGAGGAUUAUGCUAAUGGUUUCGGCACUCCGGCCGGAGAGUUUUGGAUCGGCAACGAGGCGCUGCACCAUCUUACGAACGAUAACUGCUCGAUGCUUCGGAUCGUGAUGCAGGAUAUCUACGAUAAUACUUGGUUUGCGGAUUACGACGCAUUCAGUAUUGGCUCAAGGGAGGAUGGCUUCCGUUUGGGACUGACCGGAUACAAUGGAAAUGCUUCGGAUGCUUUCGAGUAUCAAAAUCACAUGCAAUUCUCAGCCAUUGACGUCGAUCGGGAUAUAUCCAACACGCAUUGUGCAGGCAAUUACGAGGGUGGUUGGUGGUUCUCUCACUGUCAGCAUGCUAACCUUAAUGGGCGUUACAAUCUAGGUCUGACGUGGUUCGAUGCAUCCAGGAACGAGUGGAUAGCGGUCAAGUCAAGCCAUAUGAUGAUCGCUCGAAGGCUGGAGUGUAGUAUUAGUGGUGCUAGUGGUACCGGUCGAGGUGGGUCCAGUGGAGAGAGCCCGAUUAUGGCAGAACCAUUUUCCUCCGCUGCUACGGCGACGAUAUCCAAGUAUGAAACUACCCUGUUGACCACAUUAACAUCCGGCUCCGCCGGCUCGGGAGUCUAGGAGACUGUAGGAGGAAGGCACAAUAAUGUAAAAUAGCCCCGUAGCACGUGCUCUGAUUCUCUUCGGUUUGUACAUUUUCUUACUAGAAGAGCGGACGGUGGGAGAGUUUUUCCGUUGUAAAAUGUGUGUGUUUGAGCGAUUGUGCUUGUACAGGAGAGUAGGGAUAGCAUCAUAUCAGUUGUAGAGAUGUAGUAGCGGCAACCCGUUUGAGGCUAGCUUAAAAACCACAGAUCAACAAUUACCGUUCUCAAACCUAAUUGAUUCCGGUUCUCUUCUGUCGCCCACGGAAACCUCAGCGCAUGUAAAAAUCAAAACAUAAAUUUCCCCUCUCUAGAUGAUAAAAGUACGGUGCUCUAUUCAGAAACCUUAGACCUCUGCAGUCGUACCACAAGGUCCAAUGCUCUCAUCCGGAGGCUUGUUAUUUCCGGUUGAUGCGAAACGGCGAAACUGAAGAGGAGCGUAAAUAUUUUAAACUGCCAUCAGAAAGGUUAGGUAAUCUUUUCCUUCCAACCACCACCGAUCCACCCAUCCACCCAUCCAUCCAUCCAUCUAUCCAUCUACAUUCGCUUGUGAGCUCGUUAGCCUAUCGGCGUGGUAGUGUCCUACCACCACCGUUGCCGACUGACUGCCAAAGCACUGGAAUUUAUUUUGCUUGAUUACCUUUUUAUGGGCUUUUUAUCCUUGUUGUUCUGAAAUUUUGCGGCGGAACGCUUUUUGAGUUGACGAACGCGUCGCGCGCACACUACACUGCACUGUGGCUGCUACACCACCGGUAAGCUCUCUCAGUUGGUUGUUGUUGCUGGUAAGGUUAGGAUCAUCAGUCUGAGUAUCUGAGCUGAGCCGGACGACGCCGGUGUGUGCUGAUGAAGUUGUAAUUUUGUAGGCUUAAUGCGGAGAAACAAUAGCAUGGUGUGCGCAUAUGUUUAUCGAUUGCCGUGUUUCUACCGGCUCAGAUGACGGCGUCAGACCCGGCAAACGAGGACGACUAGCGGUGAUUAGCAUUUUUAUUCUUGUUCAGAAAUUAAAAUCUAUUUUUACUGCGCCACAGCUUUUCGUGCCUAAUGGUGGCAGUUUGCUGUUUUUCCUCUGGAUCCAACGGAUGAAUAAUGUAUGUCGGAAUUAUUAGAAUACUGAUGGGCUUGGUUUGAAUAUUUUAUGAUAACGAGUGUCAUCAGCGUGUGAUGUAACGUAAACUUUGUCGGAGGGCGGGAGUGUCCAGAAGAUAUGGUAAGUUUACUGCAUUCAAUAAUAAUUGCAGCGGGUAUAACUUCAUGUUUGCAAAGAUCAUGUAGAGUUUAUUUUAUUUAUUACAGGUAUAUCUGUUAUCAUUUUUAACUUCCAUUGCCGAUUUCUCACAAACGAUCAUUCAAACCAGCAAAGUAAUAACAACAGCGGACAGAUGAGACAGAUGAUACAAAUAGUACUUGGCUGUAGAGCAUUUCUACUGAAUCUGCAUGAAUUAGAUACAUUAAAUUGCCCAUCAAUUGAGAAAACAUGAGCGAUCAAUUAACCUAGCAAAUUUCCCGGUAGGCAUGAAAUCGUGACAUUCUCAGCAGUCUACCUCUACACAGCCAAUGAGAUCAACCCAAAAUUGAGUUCAGUUUACUUAUAAAUAGCAAAAAGUACAGGAACUUAGCGAUGAGUAAAUUUUCUUCAUGUUUUCCUGUGGAAAUUUCUACUCAGUCUAAGAGUAGUACCAAGCCCAAUAAGCCUUUUUAGGUUAUGAACCAUUUGCCGAGUUACAUUUAUCUCGUGAUUGAAACUGACAUUUCGAAAGUUAUUUCUUAUGUUCAAAAAUCCUCGUGCUGUCGAUCGACCGAUUUUCGAGCCACGGUUGUCAAAAUUUAACUUCUUGUCUGUCAGAAAUAACCACCCUGGUAGCACGCUUGUCACAAAUCGGUUGUGGCAACCAAGGUUGCAAAUACUCAUUUCAGAUAAAACAAUGUUUUUUUUUUUAAAUUAUGAAAUAAUUAGAUGCCAUGAU
Molecule: messenger RNA, 5592 nt
Organism: Ochlerotatus camptorhynchus
Lineage: Eukaryota; Metazoa; Arthropoda; Insecta; Diptera; Culicidae
Gene: sca
Product: scabrous
Exons: 4
Coding region: 1404-3608 (734 amino acids)
Source: RefSeq, a predicted model, not a curated record